Messenger RNA from Penicillium malachiteum, 324 nucleotides. Its product is annotated as NAD(P)-binding protein. NCBI's taxonomy places the organism in Eukaryota, Fungi, Ascomycota, Eurotiomycetes, Eurotiales, Aspergillaceae. The coding region runs from base 1 to 324 and encodes 107 amino acids. The record is from RefSeq and is a predicted model, not a curated record. The transcript has a single exon.
AUGGCGCUGAAUGAGGGACGAGAGAUCUGGGUUACCUCUGUGCAUCCAGGUCUCGUUGAAACAAACCUAGCCACAGCAGUAGGCAAGUCUGGACCAGGAAUGAGCACUCUUUUCUUGGUUUUGCGCAUUCUAGGACUAAUGUGGUCUACCGAUAAGGGCUCAUGGACCAGUUUAUUCUGUAUAGCAAGUCAAGAUAUGAAGGCAGAGCAGAGUGGUGCAUAUCUUGAGAUGUUCCGGCGCUUUGGAGAGCCUAGGUGGCAGAGUGGUGCGGCGAAAGACGAGAGACUUGCAGAGAGGUUAGAAAGUGGACUAAGAAGAUUAUGA